Myxocyprinus asiaticus (Chinese sucker) is the source of this 7313-nucleotide messenger RNA. RefSeq names its product myoferlin like (gene myofl). The coding region runs from base 94 to 6228 and encodes 2044 amino acids. Gene Ontology annotation, cellular component: membrane. Gene Ontology annotation, biological process: plasma membrane organization. Lineage: Eukaryota; Metazoa; Chordata; Actinopteri; Cypriniformes; Catostomidae. The transcript has 53 exons. The record is from RefSeq and is a predicted model, not a curated record.
UUCUCUCCGACGGUCGCUUCCUCUUGCUCUUGAUGGACUUUAUAUGUUAAGUCGAUGUCUUCUUUGCAACCGUGAUUCACAAUAUUUGGCAACAUGUUAAGGGUGGUUGUUGAAUCCGCCAAAGGAAUUCCUAAAAAGACACUUGGAAAUCCAGAUCCAAUAGCAGCAGUUAUCUUUAAGGGUGAAAAAAAGAAAACAAAAGCCAUUGACAGUGAAUUGAAUCCUGUGUGGAAUGAGAUCAUUGAGUUUGAUUUGAAAGGUUCUGUGUUGGAUUCCACAUCGUUCAUUGACGUGGUUGUGAAAGACUAUGAAACCAUUGGAAAAGACAAAUUUAUUGGUUCAGCAAAGAUCUCUCUGAAAGAAUUGGCUGCUGGUCAGACUAGAUCUCUCCCUUCAAAGAAUAUACCUCUCAUUAAUGAGAAAAAACAGGAAAUUGGGGCAACUAUCAAUUUAUCAAUCGGUUAUGAGCCUCCUGCAAGUACUGUUCCAAACCUAAAUGAUCAAAGUGUCGGAGACGGAGUCAACCCCGGAGAAACUGGAGCUGGUGAAGAGGAGAAAGGUGUGGAUAGUGAUGAAGAGGCAGGAGAUGGGAUUGAGCCAGGAGUACCUGGAGCUUCUCCCUCUGGACAGCCUGGAAAAAAGGUUAUUCGUGCAACUCGGAAGAAGCAAAGAACUCUGGCCAACAAACCCCAAGAUUUCCAGAUCCGUGUUCGUGUUAUCGAGGGUCGACAGUUGCCUGGAAAUAACAUAAAGCCAGUUGCCAAAAUAAGUGUGUGCGGACAAACACACAGAACAAGGAUCCGAAGAGGAAACAAUCCAUACUUUGAUGAGAUUUUCUUCUACAAUGUCAACAUGCUUCCUUCUGAACUUUUUGAUGAGAGCAUCAUGAUACGGGUGUAUAACGCCUACUCCCUGAGGGCAGACAGUCUUAUAGGGGAGUUUAAGCUGGACGUUGGAUAUGUCUACGAUGAGCCUGGCCAUGCAAUCAUGAGGAAGUGGCUGCUGCUAAGUGACACAGAUGACUCCAACUCUGGAGCCAGAGGUUAUCUGAAAGUCAGCAUGUUCAUAGUAGGGACUGGAGACGAGCCUCCGGUGGAAAAGAGAGAAGGGAAUGAGGAACAGGAUGACAUUGAAAGCAACCUCCUGCUGCCGGCUGGAGUCGCUUUGCGUUCGGCUACGCUCAGUCUGAAAAUCUACCGUGCUGAAGACAUGCCACAAAUGGAUGAUGCGUUUGCCCAGACAGUAAAGCACAUGUUUGGUGGAACAAAUGACAAGAAAAACUUGGUGGAUCCCUUUCUAGAAGUCAGUUUUGCUGGCAAAAAGGUGUGCACAAAGAUUGUUGAGAAGAAUGCCAAUCCGGAGUGGAAUCAACUCAUUCACUUGCAGGUUAAGUUCCCAUCGAUGUGUGAACGAAUCAAGCUCUCUCUAUAUGACUGGGAUCGCCUGUCAAGAAAUGAUAUUAUUGGAACCACCUACCUGAAUCUGACUAAAAUAGCAUCAUCUGGAGGGGAAAUUGAGGCAGAAUCAUCUUCAGAAAAUGGGCUGCCUCCUUCCUUUAAUGCAGACAACACAGAAGCUGAGGUUGGCUUUCUUCCAGCUUUUGGGCCAUGUUAUAUUAACCUUUAUGGAAGUCCAAGAGAAUUUACUGGGCUACCUGACCCAUAUGAGGAGCUGAAUAAUGGCAAGGGUGAAGGCGUGGCCUAUCGAGGGAGGGUUUUUAUUGAGCUUUCCACUCAACUGGAGGACAAAACUGACAAGAAGGUGGAAGACAUUCCAAACGAUGACAUUUUGGUGGUACAGAAAUACCAGCGGAGAAGGAAAUAUUCCUUAUGUGCCGUGUUCCACAGUGCCUGUAUGCUUCAAGAACCUGGAGAACCUAUCCAGUUUGAGGUCAGCAUUGGGAACUAUGGGAAUAAACUGGAUUCCACCUGCAAACCUCUGGCCUCCACCACUCAGUACAGCUGUGCUGUUUUUGAUGGAAAUCACUAUUAUUACUUGCCCUGGGCUGAUUCUAAGCCUGUUGUUAUACUCACUUCAUUCUGGGAGGACAUUAGUCACCGUUUGGAUGCAGUGAACAUCAUUCUUUACAUUGUUGACCGACUGCAAUCCAACAUCAUCUCUCUGAAGACGGCCAUCCUGGCUAAACUAUCUGACUCUCGCCUCGCUGAGAUCUGGCUGAAACUUAUUACUCAACUCAUUGAUGACCUUACCAGUUACAAGGUGCCAAAUCUGGAGAGUAAGCCAAACCUGACAGAGCUUGAUAUUCAGAUCAAGAAUUUGCGUAACAACACCAUGGCAAGUGUCAAAGAGGCAGCCAUUCGCAUGAGGGACGAGGCGGUUGAUGUCAAAGCCACUAUGGCUGAUAUAGAGGACUGGCUGGAACGACUACAGCAGAUCACAGAAGAGCCUCAGAACAGCAUGCCUGAUGUCAUCAUAUGGAUGCUGAGAGGAGAGAAACGUGUGGCCUACGCGCGUAUACCAGCCAAUCAAGUGCUAUUCUCCACCCACAGUGAGCAGGCCAUCGGCAAGUACUGCGGCAGGACACAAAGCAUCUUCAUGAAGUACCCAAUGGACAAAAACAAAGGUCUCAAGAUCCCUGUGCAGCUGCGUGUGAACAUGUGGCUGGGUCUUUCUGCACAUGAGAAGAUGUUCAACAGCUUUGCAGAGGGAAUAUUCAGUGUGUAUGCAGAGAUGUAUGAAAAUCAGGCUCAGGUUUUUGGGAAGUGGGGAACCACAGGUCUAGUCGUCCGCCACAAGUUUUCAGAUGUGACGGGGAAGAUAAAAUUGAAGCAGGAACGUUUCAUGCCACCUCGGGGCUGGGAAUGGGAAGGAGAUUGGUUCAUUGACCCUGAGCGCUGUCUACUUACAGAGGCUGAUGCAGGGCACUCAGAAUUUACUGAUGAGGUCUAUCAAAACGAAACUCGUUUCCCUGGUGGAGAAUGGAAGCCUGCAGCCGAACCUUACACUGAUGUGAAUGGAGAGAAGGCCCAAAGCCCUGAGGAACUGGAGUGUCCCCCAGGCUGGAUUUGGGAAGACGAAUGGAAUUUUGACAGCAACAGGGCAGUGGAUGAGAAAGGUUGGGAAUAUGGUGUCACUAUACCCCCUGAUGAUAAGCCCAGGUCCUGGAGCGCAACAGAGAAAAUGUACCACAUCCAUCGCAGGAAAAGACUGGUCCGACCCCGUAGGAAGACAGCAGACUCUCCCACUUUAGAGAGGAAAGACUUCGGUGAUGGCUGGGAAUACUCGUCACUGAUCGGUUGGAAGUUCCACAGGAAGGAGCGCUCCUCAGACACGUUUCGCCGGAGACGCUGGAGGAGGAAAAUGGCACCAGCAGGCACUGUGGGAGCAUCGGCUAUCUUUAACCUGGAGGGGGCCUUGGGAAUAGAUGAAGAUGAGAAAGGCAGCAAAAGGGACACAUCAGCUAAACUCUUUGGUGCCAACACACCCACUGUGUUUUGCAGAUUUGACAAGUCAUUCAUCUACCAUCUCAGAGUUUAUGUCUAUCAAGCCAAGAAUCUUCUUCCUAUGGACAAAGACAGCUUUUCUGAUCCCUAUGUCCAUGUGUCCUUCAUGCAUGUCAGCAAGACCACAGAGAUCAUCAAGUCCAACCUCAACCCCACAUGGGACCAGACCCUCAUUUUUGAUGACAUUGAAAUCUACGGGGAACCUCAGACCAUUGCUCAUAACCCACCCAGUGUCGUCCUGGAAGUUUAUGAUAGUGACCAAGUGGGGAAGGACGAGGCUAUGGGCAGAUGCAUAUGUCCUACAAUGGUGAAGCUAAAUCCUGCGAUCACAUUAACUCCUAAACUCCUCUGGUUCCCCAUCACCAUGAAGGGAAGAAAUGCUGGAGAAAUGCUGAUAGCAGCAGAACUCUUGCUUAAAGAUAAGGCAAAUGAAGUUAACCUGCCUCUGGUCCCACCUCGGAGAAGUGCAAAUCUGUACAUGGUUCCUCAGGGGAUCAGGCCUGUGGUGCAGCUCACUGCAGUUGAGAUCCUGGCUUGGGGUUUAAGGAACAUGAAGGCAUAUCAGUUGGCUGCAGUGUCUUCCCCUAGUCUUAUAGUUGAAUGUGGAGGACAGACUGUUCAAACUGCCAUCAUCAAGAACAUCAAGAAAAAUCCCAACUUCCCCGGAUCUGUCCUGUUCCUCAAAGUGCUUCUCCCUAAAGAUGAGAUGUAUACUCCACCCAUUGUGCUCAAAGUCAUUGACCACAGGCCCUUUGGUCGAAAACCAGUUGUUGGACAGUGUACUAUAAACUCCCUGGAGGAGUUCAGAUGCGAUCCUUACAUAGGCACCACAGAGGUGGCCAUGUCUGCCAGGGUGGCCAUGAUGGCAUCAGCUCCUAGAGAUGUAGUCAUUGAUAUGGGAGACAGAAUGCCCAGCACUGCUAGACAGGAAGAGGACACUGUGGACUGGUGGAGUAAAUUCUAUGCUUCCAUUAACGAGCAUGAAAAGUGUGGACCUUAUCUCCAAAAGGGUUAUGACACCUUAACAGUCUAUGACACUGAGCUUGAGGCCGUUCCAGAAUUCAGAGGGCUAACAGACUUCUGCAAUACAUUCAAACUGCAGAGGGGCAAGACUGAGGAUGAGGAGGACGAUCCAUCUGUGGUGGGAGAAUUCAAGGGGUCAUUUAGAGUGUAUCCCUUAUCGGAUGACCCCAAUGUCUCAGACCCACCUCGACAGUUUAGGGUGUUGCCUGAGAGUGGUCCUCAGGAGUGCCUGGUCAGAAUCUACAUUAUACGUUGUCUUGACCUGCAGCCCAAAGACAACAAUGGCAUGUGUGAUCCUUACGUAAAGAUUUCUCUGGGGAAGAAAAUUACUGAUGACAGAGAUCAUUACAAACCAAACACAUUAAAUCCAGAUUUUGGAAGAUUGUUUGAAAUGAGCUGCUACAUUCCACAAGACAAGGACUUGAAGAUUUCCGUCUAUGAUUUUGACCUGCUCAGUUCUGAUGAGAAGGUUGGAGAAACAGUAAUAGACCUUGAGAAUCGACUUCUCUCUCGGUUUGGCUCACAUUGUGGCAUCCCAAAAUCUUACUGUGUAUCCGGGGUGAAUCAGUGGAGGGACCAGCUCAAACCAUCUCAGAUCCUACAUAAUCUUGCCAGGUUGAGAGGAAUCCCUGCUCCUCAAAUCACAGAUGAUGGCAGUUCUCUGUCUUUUGGAGGACGAGAGUACAGGCUAGCUGAACUGGAGGCCAAUAAAUGCAUCCACCUGCAUCUGGGCCCAGCUAAGGAGCGAAUCUGCCUGCAUGUGUUGAGGAGGCAAGGCCUUGUACCGGAGCAUGUUGAGACUAGAACCCUGUACAGCACUUACCAGCCCACUCUCUCUCAGGGAAAAAUUCAGAUGUGGGUUGAAAUAUUCCCUAAAAACAUUGGUAUUCCAGGACCUGUGUGUGACAUCACUCCUCGCAAACCCAAAAAAUAUUUUCUGCGAGCCAUCAUUUGGAAUACGACUGAAGUCAUCCUGGAUGAAACCAGCAUCACAGGAGAAAACAUGAGUGACAUCUAUGUGAAAGGAUGGAUGCCAGGUAUGGAGGAGGACAAGCAGAAAACUGACGUCCAUUACAGGUCUCUAGAUGGAGAUGGAAAUUUCAACUGGAGAUUUGUCUUUGACUUUGAAUACUUACCAGCAGAACAGUUGUGCCUUGUGUCUAGAAAGGAACACUUCUGGAGUCUCGACAAAACGGAGUUCAGGAUCCCUCCCAAACUGAUAAUUCAGAUCUGGGACAAUGACAAAUUCUCCUUGGAUGAUUACUUAGGCACAGUGGAGUUGGAUCUGCUUCACCUUAUCCCUCCUGCUAAGACCCCUGAAAAGUGCUCUUUAAGCAUGCUAACACAAACUGGCAAGAGCCUUCCUCAUACAUCACUCUUCGCACAGAAGUCAGUGAGAGGCUGGUGGCCAUGUGCCAUGGAGGAAAAUGGCAAAAAAAUCCUGGCUGGUAAAGUGGAGAUGACUCUGGAAGUGGUUGUAGAGAAGGAGGCUGAUGAGAGGCCAGCUGGGAAAGGAAGAGAUGAACCCAACAUGAACCCCAAACUAGAUCCUCCAAACCGCCCAGAUACGUCCUUCCUUUGGUUCACAAAUCCAUGUAAGACUAUGAAGUUCAUCAUAUGGCGCAGAUACAAAUGGCUCUUCAUUGGACUCAGUAUUCUCAUACUGGUGAUCCUGUUUCUUGGAAUACUCUUGUAUUCCUUCCCUAACUACAUUUCCAUGAAAAUUGUGAAGCCAUUUUAGUUGAAUUUCACAAGCAGUCAACCGAACCUGCCCUGCAACACAGUUAAUAGUUAACCUGUAGAAAUUCAGUUUUAUAUAUUUUCUUUCUCCAAAGAAUGCUUGAAUGCAAAAACUCCCAAGUGCUACUUUUUCUCCUCUGUGGACUAAGCUGGGUUGACGGUUUACAGCGCUGCUAGAAGUUGCACUAUAUUGGAUUGAUUUUUAAUAGCCAUUUGUUUUUUGUUUUGUUUUUUUAAAUAUGCAAAAAGUUGAUUAAAGUAAAAAAAAUUAAAAACAAACAAAAAAAAAAAUGAAUAUUGCAAUGGUAACACUUAACAAUAAGGUUGUAUUUGUUAACAUCAGAUAAAUCAAUAGUUAACAUGACCUAACAAUUAACAAUACUUUUACAGAUUUUUACAAAUCUUGGUUAAAGGGAUUGUUCACCUAAGUUAACAUUUUCUCAUCAUUUACCCACUUUUAUGCCACCCCAGAUGUGUAUGACUUUAUUUCUACUACUGAACACAAACAAAUAUUUUUAGAAGAAUAUCUCAGCUCUGUAGGCCCUUUCAAUUCAAGUGAAUGGAGGCCAGAACUUUGAAGCUCCAAAAAGCACAUAAAGGCAGCAUAAAAGUAACCUAUAAGACUCCAGUGGUUAAAUCCAUGUCUCCAGAAGCGAUAUGACAAAUGUGGUUGAGAAACAGAUCAAUAUUUCAAUCCUCUUUUACUAUAAAUCUCCACAUUCACUUUCAGAAUGUGAAAGGUAAAGUAGAGAUUUAUAGUAAAAAAGGACUUAUUUGCAAUAUGAUCUAACAUGAACAAACAAUGAACAAUAUUAUAUUUAUUAAUUAACAUUAAUGAAGAUCAAUAAAUGCUGUAAAAAAAUUACUGUUCUUUGUUAGUUCAUGAUAUUUAAUGCUAAAGAAUUUUAACAAAUAGAACCUUACUUGUAAAGUUUACCAUUGCAAUAUUUUACUAUUGUAGAAUUAUAAGAUUUUUCCAGUGCCUAAAGUAGAACUUACCAUUUACAACAUUACUCUCCAUUUUCCAAGUGAAUUCUGAUGUAUCUACUCAUUUGUUGUUCGUUAUUCAUUAAAACAUUUAUUGUA